Molecule: messenger RNA, 2445 nt
Organism: Gregarina niphandrodes
Lineage: Eukaryota; Apicomplexa; Conoidasida; Eugregarinorida; Gregarinidae
Product: histidyl-tRNA synthetase
Exons: 2
Coding region: 1-2445 (814 amino acids)
Biological process (GO): mitochondrial translation
Cellular component (GO): mitochondrion
Source: RefSeq, a predicted model, not a curated record
AUGGCGGCUCUGAAUCCAAUCAAGGCUGCGGAGUCCACGCCCAGCAAAGGCGCUGAAUCAGCCCCGGAUGCAGGCGCCAAUGGGUCGGGUAGUGGGUUUGAUGGUAAUGGUCAAGAAACAACGUCUGGAACAGCGAUGUCGGCGCCGGUAGCCGAACUUUUGUCUCGUGAGUUCCGAGAGGAAUGGACAGAAGUACCGAUAGACUUAGCUGUUGCCGCCCGGAGAGAACUAUUGGUCAUGCGUCAAGAGUGGUUGCAGGCUUUGCUGGAUACAUGUGUGGUCAUUGAGCUUACUGCUAGCAGCAUUGGGGGCUGUACGUUCCAGCCUAGCGUGAGCCAUAGCGAUAACCUCAAGACGCUCCUUUUGACACUAAGGAAUAUGUUUGAGGACAGCAAAGUAUCGCGCUCUAAAAACAAGGUGCUCGACGCCGUCAGCGCUCGUUGGUUACAUGGCAUGGCGAACUACCAAAGCAAGCUACAUGAGCUCGACAAGACGGUCAAGGCCGAGUUGGAAGACAAAAGUGUCUCCGUACCGGCGGAUAUCCGCGUUGCGGAGUACCAGAGAGUGCGCUCUUCUGUCAUCUGUGUGGGCCAAUUUUUGGCCAGCAGUUCCAAGGCGUUUUUUGACCUCAUGCUCGAUACCGUGCCGAGUACGGAGGCUGCAGAGGUUUACGAAUUAGUUCUGAACGGGGUGGACUCCAAAUGCCUGGAAGACGCCGCCGUUGGGGCAUUCAAAGAGAGCGUGGCAGAGACCCCUUUGAGAUUCCGUGAAUGUCUGGAAGAGGCGAAGCAACUGGUGGCAAAUACCAGCCCGGAGACAGGCGCGCUCGGUGCUGCUUUAUCGUUUCACAAGAUUUGCGCUUGGAUGCAUCACGUCACUGCUGUCUACUUAGACCGGCAAAAGAUUGAGACAUGGAACAAAGGCAUCUCGAAGGCGCCGAAGAAAAAGCUAAGCUUGAAGUUUGGCAAGGGAAUUAGCAGGUACGCCGAAAGGAAAAUCGCAAAGUCACGUUUCGAAGACUUAAUUGACCUUGAAGAAUGCAUUGCCACGUGUAACACAGUUAUUGGAAGGAAGCCUAAGGUUGCCAAGGGAUGUGUUGAUUAUGGCCCCGAGAAGAUGAGGAUACGGGAAUCUGUUUUCGCACACAUCACUCACAUUUUCAAAAUUUACGGAGCAGUGCCCAUCGAUACUCCUGUUUUCGAGCUCAAGGAGGUAUUGACCAACAAGUAUGGAGAAGACUCGAAGCUAAUUUACGACAUGAAAGACCAAGGCGGAGAACAGCUGAGCUUACGAUAUGAUCUGACUGUCCCGUUUGCUCGAUACUGCGCAACCAACAAUGUCGACCGCAUCAAGAGGUAUCAUAUAGGCAAGGUUUACCGGAGAGAUGAGCCGCAGCUGGCGAAGGGUCGGUAUAGAGAGUUCUAUCAGUGCGACAUUGAUUUUGCCGGCGUUGCCGGUCUGAUGAAGCCGGAUGCCGAGAUUUUGACCAUGCUGUGCCACGUGCUAUCUACUUUGCGGAAGGUAGUAGGUGCUUUCCGCAUCAAAGUUUCGCACCGGCUGUUGUUGGACGGGAUGAUGGAGUUUGCAGGAGUCCCCAACAAGUUAAUCCGUGCCAUUAGUAGUGCCAUCGAUAAACUGGACAAGGAGCCGUGGAGUGAGGUCCGAAAAGAGAUGGUUGAAGCCAAGAACUUAAAUCCGGAGGUUGCCGACCGGUUGGAAACGCUAGUUCAAUUUUCAGGAACGAUCUCGGAAACGUGUGUGCAAUUGCGCGCAAUUCCGGGAUUGGCCCAAAACAAAAAUUCCGCCUGUGUGGCGGCUCUGGACUUUAAUACGUCGCUGGCGAGAGGUCUGGAUUAUUAUACCGGGUUAAUUUAUGAGGCGGUUCUUAUUGGAGAUAAUAAGGUCGGUUCAAUUGCUGCGGGUGGUCGAUAUGACAAGUUGAUUGGGAUGUUCUCCGGCAAGAGUAUUCCCGCUGUUGGGGUCAGUGUUGGCAUUGAACGAGUGUUCAGAAUGAUCGAAGAAAGUUGUGAGAUAACGGAAACCAGCAUUUUGUUGAAAGAGACAAAAGAGAUGGUGGUUUUACCCAAGGCGGAAUGUUACAUUACGACCAUCGGUGAUGUAGACGAAAAGGUGGUGUUGUCGUUGAUUGCAAAGUUGCGAUGUCAUGAGAUAAUUGCGACUUACAACACAAAGGGGAAAAUCAACUUUAAGAAAGAUUGGCCUACUAUGCUCGACUACAAGUGCUACGUCGGACUGAUUAUCGCUCAGGAUGAGUGGGAGAAAGAGCAACAGGUUCAGGUCAAGGUACUUCAAACUGACGGGAAAUCUAAGGACUAUAAGCUAUCGGAAGAGGAAGCGCUUCAGAUGACCAAGUCCGUGGUGGAUCAGGCACGGAAACGUAGCCUGACUAGCUUAUUGUAUUCGACAUUUGAUAUGACCGGGUGA